GUUGCUCACUUCUAUCCCUCCUCCAGUGCACCAACAAGCUCUGACUUGGUGAGCAUGGCAGGUUCUUCCAGUCGGCAGAUAGGGAUCCAGGAGCGAGGGGCCUGGGCCAGCAAGCUGGAGUUCAUUCUGACAGUAGCAGGGGCUAUUGUAGGACUGGGAAAUGUCUGGAGGUUUCCAUAUCUCUGCUAUAAAAAUGGAGGAGGGGCAUUCUUCAUUCCGUAUGUGCUGUACCUGGUGACAUGUGGGAUACCUCUGUUUAUACUGGAGAUGUCACUUGGUCAGUACACAAGCCAAGGAGGAAUCACCUGCUGGACAAAGAUCUGUCCUCUUUUUGAAGGUCUGGGAUAUGCCAGUCAGGUGAUCAUUGUAUAUGGUAGCAUCACCUACAUUGUGAUCAUGGUCUGGGCUUUUCUAUACCUUCUGUCAGCCUUGAGUUUGGAGCUACCCUGGGCCUCCUGUGAAAAUGCCUGGAAUACAGAUGCCUGCACGGUCUUACACGGGAAGAAUUCCAGUUUGAACUGGACAUCUCCCCUCAAUGCCACCUCACCUGUAAUGGAAUUCUGGCGACGUAGAGUACUGCACUUAUCCUCUGGCGUGGAGAGCCUGGGUUCAGUAAGGUGGGAUUUGGCCCUAAUUCUCCUUUUGGUCUGGAUCAUUAUCUACUUCUGCAUAUGGAAAGGAGUAAAGUCCACCGGCAAGGCCGCCUACUUCACAGCCACAUUCCCUUAUUUGAUGCUUGUGGUCUUGCUGGUAAGAGGAGUGACUUUGCCUGGUGCAGCAGAUGGCAUUCACUACUACAUGUACCCCAAUGUUUCCCGACUUGCUGAUCCGCAGGUUUGGAUGGAUGCUGGUACUCAGAUUUUCUAUUCAUAUGCCAUAUGUCUGGGCUAUCUCUCCUCUCUUGGCAGCUACAACAGUUAUAACAAUAACUGCUACAGAGAUUCCUUCUACCUGUGCCUCCUGAACAGUGGGACUAGUUUUGUGUCAGGGUUUGCCAUCUUCUCUGUGCUAGGUCACAUGGCAAAAGAGCAGGGGGUGGAUAUCUCUCUGGUGGCAGAGUCUGGUCCAGGGCUGGUGUUUAUAGUGUACCCACAGGCGGUUACACUGCUGCCGUGGUCUCAGUUCUGGGCUGUUUGCUUCUUCACCAUGAUCAUCCUCCUCGGUUUGGACAGCCAGUUUGUGGGUGUAGAGAGUAUCAUGACCUCAGUGACGGAUGUGUUUCCCAGUGUUCUGAGACGUGGCUACCGCAGAGAGCUGCUGCUGUUAGCACUUUGCCUCUUCUGCUACCUUAUGGGCCUGUUUAUGAUCGCUGAGGGUGGUCUGUACAUCAUCCAGCUGUUCGAUCACUAUGUUUGUAGUGGUGCUACUCUGCUGUUCCUUGCAAUCUGCCAGUCUGUGGCUAUUGGAUGGGUUUAUGGUGCUGAACGUUUCUAUGAGAACUUGGAGGAUAUGAUUGGUUAUCGUCCUUGGCCUGUGGUCAAAUAUUGCUGGCUCUAUGUCACUCCUUCCAUGUGCAUGGGAACGUUCUUCUUCUACCUGAUCAGAUACACUCCUCUGAAGUUCAACAACACAUAUGUUUAUCCAUGGUGGGCCUAUGGGCUUGGCUGGUUCCUAGCUUCAUCCUCCCUCUCUCUCAUUCCCAUAACCAUGAUCUACAAGGUUUACCGGGGCAAAGGCACAAUUUGGGAGCGUCUUCAGGCCGCUUGUAACCCUGCAGAUGAUUUGCCUCAGCCACAGAGACAUCCAGCAAGACAUCGCCCUCUUCCACAACCCAGAGAUGAAGAAAAGACAUCCAACAUCCCCUAAAAUUUAAUCCCUCUUCAUACAGUCCCUUCUAAAUAGAAGUUCUAUAGUUCCAUAGGAUUCCAUAGUAAAAGUAGAUAAAAAAACAUCAAAAAGACAACAAGAACUUUAAAUACCUAAAUUCAUGUAAUUCAGUUUUGAACUCUAGCCUUUACUGUUGCAUAGAAUGUACAGCAACAUUUGCAACCGUUUUUCUCGUAUGCUGAUGCCUAAUUACUUAUAUUGGCCAUAAUAGUCACAUGGUGUGAUAAUCCACCAUAUGUAGUCUUUUACCAUGCCAGUCUAGACAAAUACAUUUUGUGGAUCUGUGGAUCUAUAAACUAAAACUUUAUAUAUAAUAUGUUCUUGAUUCUCCAUAUACUGCUAGAAAAACCUAUUCUACAAGAAUAAGUUUAAUCCCUGUAAGUUAAUAAUGGAGUCACUGCAGAUUUGGCUUGUUACAGCACAUUCCACGCACAAAAGAUUCACACAAUCCAGCAUUUUUUCACAGGACAUGAGGGAAAACAGGACUUACUGGUCCAGAUGGAAUGGCAUUUGAUUUAUGCAAGAUCCAGUUCUGUCCUUACUUAUUAAUUGUAGUUGCCUUGGCCAGGGGACUGAGUGGGCAAAGUGUGAUGCAUAUUCUGACACAUUCAUCCCAUACAUGUCAUUAAAUAUUUCCUAAUGAAUUUCAAAGGAAUAUGCCCUGAAAAAAUGAUUAAUCAUGUAAGUCCAAUACCACUCCUCAGACCACUAUCAGGAGAUUCUCAUCACUUGAUCAGAAGCCUUGCUGUUUUGGAGAAUCUCUGACCCAGGAGUUUGACUUUUAUCAAAUUAUCUCAUGUCUUCAUGCCUGUCCAUUUCUCCUGCUUCCAUCCAUCAGUGUUCAGGUAGUGUUUAACAUAGUGGAUGUCACAGAACUUGACGUAUAUUUGUAAUGCAUUCUUGUCAAUAUUCAUUUUAUCUGCCAUAAUAUCUUGGUUUACUGAUGUUUUGUUUUUUUUAGUUGACAGGGACAAUGGUCAUUAAUCAACAGAAAACAACUGUAAAUAAGCCGGAGUUAGCCGUAAAGGCUAAUUUUCAUCUGUAGUCCCUGGCCAGCUCUUACUAUGUGCCUUGAAAGCAGUAUUAGUGUUUAGAAUUUAUGAGAAUAGAGAUUACCAGGUCCUGGAAUGACCCUACCCUGCACAUUUUGGUGUUUUUCUAGUCAGACAAACCUGAUUCAACUAAUCAGAUCAUUAACAAACCCAUCCUGAGUUAAAGUAAGCUGUGAUACACACUAAACAAAAAGAGUUAUAGAUGAUAAAUAGUUUAAUGUAGUACUAUAAUGUAAGCAUUCAAAUGUUUUUUUUUAAACCCCUGCCUCUAACCUUAAAGAAGCUGUGUAGCGUAGUGUUAUACAGGAAACAGUAUACAGGAAAGGGGUUACUCCAGGACUGGAAACCAUUACCCUAAAUAUUAUUAUAACAAACCCCUUGAUUAUUCAUUUAUUUAUCACUCCUUCUAUUUAUCAUAUUACUUCUACCAGUUAAUGUAUAGUAACAUAUGUAAGAAUAUCGUAAAAACAAUAUAAAUCUGUUAGCAAUCAUGUGUGCUGUGAUAUAAUAUAAAAAAUUACACUUGAUAUUAUAUUAUAUUAAAAGGAAUACAUCAUGUAACUCAAGCACCAGCCAUUGAGAUAAAUAAAAGUGUUUUUUUUAUGAAGUGCUUAAAAAAGAUUCUGCUUACAGUUCUUGUAAGAACUGUUACGAUUACCAUUAUGGAGUCCACAGAAAAUAAAGUGGCAGGACCACUAUUUCUUAAUUAAAUAUCGGAAACUGUGCCUUGAAAAUACUUCAGCUGAAAAAAAUGUUUUUUACUCAAUCAAUUUAGCAUGGAUUUCCUCUGAUUACAUGUGUCUUUUAAACUGAUUUAAAAUUGACAGGUUUAGCCAAAAUCAGUUUGAAAUCUGAAGUCAAGUGUUUUUCAAUAGUUUACACGACAGAUAUGAGGCUGAUAUGGCUAACAGGCAAUUAAAAGCUCAUGUUAGCUCUGUGUCACCUAAAGCAGAUUUGAGCGCUGGCCUACCUGCAGCUUCAUGCAACCACUGUCACACUGCUUUUCACCACACCUUAAAAUACCUGAAUACAAGUGUAUAUAAAUAUCAAAUCUACAUUUGACUUUUUAUCUUAUGUAUUUGUUUAUAUACUCAUAUUUUUAUUUGUAUUAAACGAUAGAUGGUAAAACUAAA
This is a messenger RNA of Astyanax mexicanus (Mexican tetra), 4012 nucleotides long. RefSeq names its product solute carrier family 6 member 11a (gene slc6a11a). NCBI's taxonomy places the organism in Eukaryota, Metazoa, Chordata, Actinopteri, Characiformes, Acestrorhamphidae. Gene Ontology annotation, biological process: sodium ion transmembrane transport. Bases 55 to 1806 code for a protein of 583 amino acids. The record is from RefSeq and is a predicted model, not a curated record. The transcript is spliced from 14 exons. Gene Ontology annotation, cellular component: membrane.